GCUUCCCCAUGCUAUCUGACUGCAAAGAUUCUAGCUAUGAGCCCAUGAUUCUAGAGGGAAGGGAUGGGACACAGCAACUGGCAAUCAGGAGCCAGUCGGUCUUUCAGGACAAGCCUGGCCAAGUUGGUUCCGCCCAGCCCAGCGGGCGGGACCCAGAGGUGUGCGGCUGGAAAGGAGCAGGCACAAAGAAACCAGCCAGAGCCAGCUAGGUCUCAGAUAAUCCCCACUUCCAACCGGCAACCUAGCAUUCCUGUGGAAUUGGGAUGAGGUGACAAUGGCCUGGAUCGGGGGUUUCAAGCCUGGUCUUUGCUUUCUGCUUCUACUUCUGUUUUACCCGUUCAGCGCGACGCCAGGCGAGAAUGGACACUGGACAGAGGUUCAUUCUGGAGGGAGGCAGAUGAGAGAGAAGUGGGAGAAGGACAGAGCUGUGACCAACUUCUUCAAGAAGGUCUCCAUGGGAGACUGUCGGGUCUGGCUUCAGGAUUUCUUGGUGUGCUGGGAGGAAAUGUUGAAGACCACGGCAUCACCAAAUGAAGCUCCCCUCAGAGUCAACUCCUUGGCCACAGCCAUCAGGCACAUCACCUGGAUCCUCCCGUGCUCCUCACCAGUUUCAUCAUAACUGUCUUCCUGGGCUGAGUCCUUUCCAGGAGCAGGUACUGAGGGCAGAAUUCAGAGGGAAGGCAGGGGCACAGGGCCUGGUGUGAGGCUGGGGGAGGUGAAUCCCAGCCAACCCCUGCCCCUCACUGAACCUCCUCAUCCUGGAAAUGAGCAGGGGGAUAAGACCCCAUAUCACCUGAGAGCAAGAACUGCAGACCCAACUCCAAAGGCCUGUUCUCACAGGAAGUGGCCUGGGUCAAGCAGGCAAGGCUGGAGCCCCACAGCAGAGACUGUGGGAAGGGCUGAGGCCAGGCCUGUGCUCUUGGAGCAGCAGCAGUUGUGACUCAGUGUGGCCUGCACAUCACCAGCCUCCUGGGGACCCAGAGCCUCCAUCACUGAGCGGCCCUGCCUUGAGCAGAGGUGACAGGAUGGGUGAGCCUGAGCUGGGGUGGAGGUGCCCAGCUGGGGGCACCAGGAAGAGAUGGGGGGCAGGGACCCUGGUCCUGAGAGCUGUGUGUGCUGGCUCUGAGGCUGGAGGGGAGCGAAGGAAGGAGGUUUCCCUGCAACCCCUCAAGGCUGUCAGGAAGCAAGGCCCCUCCUCCCCGGACCUGCCUCAUGAGGGAGGAUCAGGACAGGAGUAAAGGGAGCAAAUGGAUUCUUCACUUGCUUCAGGCCUGAGCCUAAGCAGGUGAUCUGUGUGUCAGGGAAAGGUUCUCAUGCACAGACCUGGGGGACAGGGGCCUGGGUUUAAUUCCUGGGAAGAGGCAACACGGGGGACCUGGUAGCCUCAGUGGAGGAGGCUGGUGAAGAGGUAAGUGACUGGGAGAGCAGGAGAGAGACAGAAGGACAGCCUUAGAGUCCUGGUCAGGACAGCCAGGUGGGGGAAGACGGGGCUCUCUGGACAGGCUUGGCCACCCCAACCCGUGCAUGCUCCUGGCACCUAGACACAGUGCAGACCCCAGAUGAGAGUGGAAUCAACCAGCAGGUGAUUUUAAUGGGUGUCAGCAACAGAACAUACUUCCAAAAACAGUGGUCAUGAUGAAAUUAUCUGAUCGCUUUGUGUUUCUUUCUUAAACUUCUGCACGUGUAGUUUCCACAUAUGUCGAUAGGAAUCCCAGCCUCACUGAAUGAGAAGACAUAAAUGGGGCACUGCCUGUGCUGAGGUCUCAGCAUACUCCUAGUUCAGAGCUCAGUUACCCCUGAAGUCAGCAAAGGCCAGCAGCCCCAUGAUAACAAAGAGAUGGAGCCCUCUGUCACAGGCUUUGACCUCUCUAGGUCAUUAACAAUCUCUUUGGAUGGAAAUAAUGACCAAAGACAAGGACCUAUUUACCUAUUUACCAAGAAUUAGGAGGCCUUGUCAGUCUCUGGCUUCACUCUUCAUCACCAGAGAGCCCUGAGAUGAGAAUUCUGAGAUAUUAAAACACUGGUUGGAGGUUGUGCAAAAGAAAACGAAUGAGACAAACGCCAAGGGAAAAAAAAGUCUUUCAUAGUGGUUACGAGUGUCAUUUGGAGAACAAAAAACCUUAAGACGUCUCCAGGUGGCCGACAGUGGCAGCUCUGGAUCCCAGUCUCCCUGCCAAACUUGGAAAGAGACACUCCAAGCUGAGUCCUCAAACUUUUUCUGAAGAGCAGUUACAUUGGUCCACAAAAUGUCUUGGGCUCCCCUGGAACAGAAACAACUAGAGAACGUACUGUUGGUGGCACUGCAGGUAAUGGCUGUCUUCUAUCCCUUUCAUGUUGUUGUUCAGUCACAUCUGACUCCUGCGACCCCACAGAAUGCAGGAUACUAGGCGCCUCUGUAUUUCACUAUCUCCCAGA
Messenger RNA from Bubalus bubalis (water buffalo), 2415 nucleotides. Its product is annotated as UL16-binding protein 1-like. Lineage: Eukaryota; Metazoa; Chordata; Mammalia; Artiodactyla; Bovidae. The transcript is spliced from 3 exons. The record is from RefSeq and is a predicted model, not a curated record. Gene Ontology annotation, biological process: antigen processing and presentation of endogenous peptide antigen via MHC class I via ER pathway, TAP-independent; antigen processing and presentation of endogenous peptide antigen via MHC class Ib; immune response. The coding region runs from base 275 to 619 and encodes 114 amino acids. Gene Ontology annotation, cellular component: external side of plasma membrane.